GGGGUCCUCCGGACUCAUCGGCGCCUCGCGCGCGUCCUCUCGCGCGUGACGUCACGCAGGGACACGCUCCACGCGACAAGUGUAGACAAGAUGGCGCUCGCUGUUGUGCCACAGGAGUAGCCAGUGCUUGACGAAAAAAAAAUCAGAUUAACCAUCAUGCCUUGGGAGGAGCUGGUUUCACUGCUGGCUGCCGUCACCAUGGCGAUGUGAAGAGGGCAGUGACUAACUGUGAUGGACAGGUGUAAGCACGUGGGUCGCUUAAGGCUCGCGCAAGACCACUCGAUCCUGAACCCGCAGAAAUGGCACUGUGUGGACUGCAACACCACAGAGUCGGUGUGGGCAUGUCUCAGCUGUUCACAUGUAGCGUGCGGACGCUACAUAGAAGAACAUGCGCUUCAGCACUUUAAGGAGCAACACCACCCUUUGGCCCUGGAGGUGAACGAAUUGUAUGUAUACUGCUACUUAUGUGAUGACUACGUGCUGAACGAUAACGCGACCGGUGACUUGAAGCUGCUGCGUAGCACGUUAAGCGCAAUUAAGAGCCAGUGCUAUGAAGUCACCACGCGCAGUGGCCGCACCUUGCGCUCAUCCUCGGCCGCAGGAGACCAGCUGUCGACCAGCACGCAGGAGCUGCAGUUGCGCGACGAAGACCGCAUGUUCACUGCACUGUGGCACCGCCGCCGCGCCCUGAUCGGCCGCGUGUUCCGCUUGUGGUUUGCACAAACAGAACGAGGGAAGAAGCAAUUGGAGGAGGAGCGGCAACAGGAGGAAGAGGAGGAGAGGAAGCGGGAGGCACGGGAGAGAAGGCGGCAACUCAAACGGCAGCUCAAGGAGGAACUGGAAAGCGCACCUCCGAGGAAGAGCCAUCGCAUUCGGCGGCAGAGCCUCAAGGCAGCUUCUACAGAUGCCACGGCAGUUUCAACCAAAAGCACCAAAUCUGUGAGGCGCAGGUCUGCUCCUGCUCGCGUCUCCACACCUACUCCACGAACUCCUAGAGUGAGAACGCCUCAGCAGAGGCCCUGUUCACAAGCCAAGGCCAAACGGUCUCGGGCCCCACCUCCUAAAACCGGUGAUUCGCCUAUAAAACGGCGGCCUACUGUAACUCCAGGGGUAACUGGUUUGCGCAACCUUGGCAAUACUUGCUACAUGAACUCGAUAUUGCAGGUUCUGAGUCACUUGCAUGUAUUCCGGGAGUGUUUUUUGAGGCUGGAUCUGAACCAAGCACUGGAGCUGCUAGCUUCUGCGGUCAGCCACAAGUUGGGACUCUCUAGUCAGCGCAUGCCCCAGCAAAAAUACUCUAACCAGGGGUCAGGGCUCAGCGGAGGGGCCUCUCGUUCGCGCAACAUGGAGCUCAUACAACCGAAGGAGCCCAGCUCGAAACACAUCUCGCUUUGUCACGAGUUACACACACUGUUCCAGGUGAUGUGGUCGGGCAAGUGGGCUUUGGUGUCUCCGUUUGCGAUGUUGCACUCCGUGUGGCAGCUGAUUCCGGCGUUUCGGGGUUACGCACAACAGGACGCGCAGGAAUUUCUUUGCGAACUCUUAGAUAAAGUACAGCAUGAGCUGGAACGGACCAGAACGCUCACCCCUGCCACUGUUCCGGCCAAUCAGAGACGGCUUAUCAAACAGGUCCUCAGCGUGGUCAACACCAUCUUUCACGGCCAGCUCCUCAGCCAGGUGAGGUGUUUAGCAUGCGAUCAUCGCUCAAACACAAUAGAGCCCUUCUGGGAUCUUUCUUUGGAAUUCCCGGAACGUUACCACAGCAACAGUAAGGAUGCUGCACAGGUUCCGUGUGGGUUGACGGAGAUGCUGGCAAAGUUUACAGAAACCGAGGCUUUGGAGGGAGCAAUCUAUGCUUGCGACCACUGCAACAACAAACGACGGCGAUUCUGUUCAAAGCAGGUGGUCUUGACUGAAGCUCAGAAACAGCUGAUGGUUCACAAACUGCCUCAUGUUCUCAGGCUGCACCUCAAACGCUUCAGGUGGUCUGGGCGAAACCACAGGGAGAAGAUUGGCGUUCACGUUCAGUUUGAGCAGGAGCUGAACAUGGAACCCUACUGCUGCAAAGACUCCAGUAACUUACCCCACCCUCAACACUUCCUCUACCAACUCUCUGCUGUCGUCAUGCAUCACGGGAAGGGAUUUGGUUCUGGCCACUACACUGCCUUUUGUUAUAAUACAGAAGGAGGCUUUUGGGUGCACUGUAACGACUCCAAACUGAGCGUGUGUGCCGUGGAGGAAGUGUGUAAGGCCCAGGCCUACAUUCUCUUCUACACACAGAGAAACUCUCAGGACAAAAGCAAAGCCAGUGACCUCUGACCCCUCCCGAGUACCCCCCCACGAACCACAGAGACUGUUUGUUUUGUACAUUCUGUUGAUAUAGUUUUAAGACGGUUAGCUCUUUUUUAGCAAACGCGGAGAGCAUGUUUUUGUCACGCACACUUAUGCCUUACAGUUUUACAACUGACAGAUUUCGGUAGGAGGCAUUCUUGCAGUCAUUGUAGCAGUUUGCUUUUUUUUUUUGCGUAAACGAGCCGCUCUCAUCGCUGUCUGUGAUCGUUGUCCACAAACCAAAGUCGAGAUGUGAAUGUGUACCGAGCCCGAAAUGUGUGUAGCGUCGGUAUGAAAGAAACAUUUUUUUUUCUUCUUCUCUUCAUAUCGCAAGUGUUUAAAUAUCUUGAACCAUAUUUUAAGAAGUGCCCUGCCAAGUCGAAUCGGUUUCAAGAGACUUUUAAACAAGACUCGAUUCAGGAAUUUUUCUCAGAAUGUAGUUUUAUAUACCUGGUAUUUGGGUAGAGAUUUCUUUUUUUUCCCAUUUUACAGGAAAAUGUUAAAGACUUUUUCACCAGCAAAAGACAAUGUGUGCCGUUAAAUUCUCCCCUGUCCGUGUGUGGCGUUAAGGACUGUUCUCUAUAGUUCGCGCGGUUUUUUGGUUGUUUGCGCAACUCACACACACACACACACUUGCUCAAAUAUCUUACGGUGUUUUCCGCAUCUUGUUUGUUGUUCAAACCCAUUUUCCUCUGCUCUCGGGCAAGUAUAGAUGUAAAACUAUGCAAAUUGUUACCUCAAUUCAUAGAGAAAAAUUUACCUCAAUAAAAAGGAGAAUAUUUUUGCAUUUUUCUAA
Puntigrus tetrazona (Sumatra barb) is the source of this 3127-nucleotide messenger RNA. RefSeq names its product ubiquitin specific peptidase 44 (gene usp44). The record is from RefSeq and is a predicted model, not a curated record. Gene Ontology annotation, cellular component: cytoplasm. The coding region runs from base 232 to 2319 and encodes 695 amino acids. The transcript is spliced from 7 exons. NCBI's taxonomy places the organism in Eukaryota, Metazoa, Chordata, Actinopteri, Cypriniformes, Cyprinidae. Gene Ontology annotation, molecular function: cysteine-type deubiquitinase activity; zinc ion binding. Gene Ontology annotation, biological process: protein deubiquitination.